AUGAUGAGUGUUCCUGCCAUAAACACACUGCCCUCUUCAGGAAAUCAGUCCUCGAAAUUAAAUACAAAUUCGACAAGUGGUAGCACACCAGUUCCAUCGAUAGGAGUUUCUGUCAAUCCGAAAAUAGCUGUCAUUCCACCAACACCAAUACACACAUCUCCAAACAAAUCUCCAAUAAAUGUGAAUCAUUCAUCAGUGGCAUUGAGUUUAAUUUAUGAAAAUAAAGUUGUCGGUACACAAGGACAAUCAUCAAUAACCAAAUCUCCGACAGAAAAAACAAACGAAUCACCUGUUGUAAAGCCCACAUCGAAUGGCGUCGACGACUUGAAACUACUUACUCUGAAUGAAGAAACUCAAUCUUCGAGUGUUCCUAGUAGUAAAACGGAGGAAGAUUCAAAUCCUCAAAAUGUUUUAAAUCACGUGGAUGAUAGAAUUUCUCUCACGUCGUGUGAACUUUCCGUUGAUAAUGAUGAACUUUCACAAACGUCAUUUUCUCAGUUAGAAACUUUGACGGCGGAAAAGGUUGAACAAAGCUUAAGUCAAAUUUUUUCAAAGGAUGAUGAUUAUUCGGAGUCAAAUUCAAAUUUGGAAACGCAGCGUUCGACGGAAGAAUCGGUGAAUGACGUCACAUCCGAGAACGCUGAAACCGUAUCGGAUGUAUCGUCGGCGACAAAGAGAAAAAGAGAACAAACGACGCCUGAGAAAAAAUCCAACGAGCCUGAACCGGAACCAGAAAAGAAAACGAGAAGGAUCAGGUCACAAGUUUUGCCCUAUCAGAGUCCAUUGCCAGAGCUUGCUACAUUUAUAAAUAAAUCAUUAAAAGAAAAAGAUUCUGCGCCAAAAAGCAGUGAAGAAAAGCUCAUAGUUUUUUACAGAAAUGAGUUUUUGGCUGUAAGAAAUGCCGAGGGUGGAUUUUACUUGUGCCAAACACUGCAAAAUGUCUACCGUUCUUCUCAUCGGAUUCGAAUAAGGUGGUUGUCACAGGAGAAAGAAAAGAGUAACGAAGAUGGAGAUAUAUACACUCCUGAUUUUUAUGACCUCACAGAUUUCGAAUGUAUUCUAACAACGGUUGCUCUUAAUAAACAAGAUAAAAACAUGUACAAAUUACGUAAGGUAGAAUUAGAGCGCAUUGAAAAUAUAUUAAAAAGAGCAUUAGAUGUAGAAAAGGGAGUGACAGAAAAGCCUUCAAUAACGGAAGAACAUCCGGAUGGAAUCGAUUUGUCUCUCUACAAAGAUGAAAAACAAUUACAAAAGCCUAAAAGAGGAACGAAAAGAACCUCUAGUUCACCGUCCAGGAGGAGUCCUAAACAAGCUAAAAAGGAUGAAUCCGGAGAAAGUGAAAAAUCACAGAAAAAGGGAAAAGGAAAGAGUAAAAGUAAAGCGAUUGGGAAAAAGGUUACAAAAUCCGCAACGGAUAAAAACAAAAGCAAAAAGAAAAGUGGUGGAAAAACAGAAUCAAAGUCUUCUAAAGUUGUGGACCAGUUAAAAAUUUCACCGCCAAACGAAAAGGCUCGAGUCGUGGCAAAAGUACUACGAAAGGUCGACAUUGUUUCGUCAAAGGACGCAUUAUCGACGAAAAAACAGGGGAAAACAAAGGGAAAGAAACCGCAGAAAGUAAACAAAGUCGUUGCGAAAAAAAAAACGGGGAAACCGACGUUGAAAAAGGCAAACGCGAAAGAUGCGUCGGGAAAAGGAGAAUCGACAACAACGUCGUCGCAAACGGACAAGAAACAAAAUGUUAAAAACAAACAAAAUGCAAAUAAUAAUUCAAAGAACAAGAAAAAUUAA
Molecule: messenger RNA, 1788 nt
Organism: Pediculus humanus corporis (human body louse)
Lineage: Eukaryota; Metazoa; Arthropoda; Insecta; Psocodea; Pediculidae
Product: glutamic acid-rich protein precursor, putative
Exons: 6
Coding region: 1-1788 (595 amino acids)
Source: RefSeq, a predicted model, not a curated record